CUACAAGCUCUUUGGAAUCACCCUGCCGGACCCAAAACCACGGUCGCAUGCACUGGAGUUGUCUGGUCACGAUACAGCACUGUGAUCACUCCUAAAAACUGGAUAAUUCGAACUGGGGACCUUUAGUGUGUAAGACUAACGUGAUAAUCACUACACCACAGCAACUAAAUGUUCCACAUCUGCUUCAGCGACGAUGAAUACAGUUCGGAGGUUGUCGGCUAUUCUGAUGCAAAGAGCAGUGAUAAGCAGAUUUUACUAUACGAACAGGGUGAAGAAGACGACGCUAUACUCCAGAAUCAGUCUUUUUGGGAACCCUAAAGCAAGCGUCUUGCCGGAACUUCAAAGCUGGGUACAAUCCGGGAAGAAGGUAUCUGUUGCUGAGCUUAUUCGUAUAGUUCACGAUCUUCGUCGGCGCAAACGCUUCAACCACGCUCUCCAGGUUUCGAAAUGGAUGAACGAUACGGGUGUAUGCGUUUUCUCUCCGACCGAGCACGCGGUGCAUUUGGAUCUCAUCGGCAGAGUUCAUGGAUUUGUCACUGCGGAAGAGUAUUUCAACUGUCUCAAUGAACAGUACAAGACUGAGAAGACGUAUGGAGCUCUUCUGAACUGCUAUGUCAGGCAACAGGACAUCGACAAGUCCCUGUUCCAUUUUCAGAGGAUGAAGGAGAUGGGCAUCACACUGUCUUCUCUUACUUACAACAACAUCAUGUGCCUUUACACCAAAACCUCCCAACAUGACAAGGUUCCUACCGUUCUAAAUGAGAUGAAGCUGGACAAUGUGGCUCCAGAUAAUUACAGCUUCAGAAUCUGCAUCAAUGCCUAUGGUGUUAUGUCUGAUCUCGAAGGAAUCGAGAGAACUUUGCGAGAAAUGGAGAACCAUCACGGUAUUAUCAUGGAUUGGAACACCUAUGCUGUAGCUGCCCAUUUCUACAUCAAAGCUGGUAAUGCUGACAGAGCUUCUGAACUUCUGAAGAAGUCGGAAGAGAGGCUGGAGAACAAAGAUGGUACUGGCUACAACCAUCUCAUCUCUCUCUACGCAAGCCGAGGAGAGAAGACUGAGGUGUUAAGGUUAUGGGAUUUGGAAAAAGAAGCGUGUAAGAGACACAUAAACCAGGACUACAUUGUCAUGUUGCAGUCGCUUGUGAAGCUCGACGGCCUGGAAGAAGCGGAGAAAGUACUCGAGGAGUGGGAAUCAUCUGGAAACUGCUACGAUUUUCGUGUCCCUAGAAUUUUGAUACGUGGGUAUGCUGCAAAAGGGUUGAACGAUAAGGCGGAAGAAGUUCUUGAGGAUCUAUCGGGGAAAGGCAAAGCUACUACACCGGAUUCUUGGGGCAUUCUGGCUGAUAAUUAUGCUGCGAAGGUUGAGCUAGAUAAAGCUUUCAGAUGCAUGAAAUCUGCUCUCAGUGUCCAAGGAAAGAACAGGAAAUGGAGGCCCGGGUCGAAGCUCGUCACGAGCGUUUUGAGUUGGCUUGGCGUUGAAGGGAACUUCAAAGAAGUCGAAAGCUUUGUUGAAUCACUCAAGACUUCCAUUGGCGUGAACAGAGAAAUGUACAGUGCUUUGAUCAGGGCAGAUGUAAGAGAAGGUGGAAAGAAUACAGAUACUCUACUGAAGCAGAUGGAAGAAGAUAAAGUUGAUGCUGAUGAAGAAACCAUGAGGAUUCUCAGCACAAGAAGACUCAGCUAAUGAAUGCUUAUAUACUCUUCUUUCAUGUUUGAUUUGAGCGAAAUUGUCUUUCAUGCACUGAACAUCCAUAGUUAUUGACACAUCAAUGAGAUAUGAUCACAACGGUGGCCAUUUUGGUUUUCGGUUUAGGUUCGGUUCGAUUA
Molecule: messenger RNA, 1827 nt
Organism: Tarenaya hassleriana
Lineage: Eukaryota; Viridiplantae; Streptophyta; Magnoliopsida; Brassicales; Cleomaceae
Product: pentatricopeptide repeat-containing protein At4g21705, mitochondrial-like
Exons: 5
Coding region: 194-1684 (496 amino acids)
Cellular component (GO): mitochondrion
Molecular function (GO): protein binding
Source: RefSeq, a predicted model, not a curated record